This is a messenger RNA of Drosophila kikkawai, 366 nucleotides long. RefSeq lists its product as uncharacterized. The record is from RefSeq and is a predicted model, not a curated record. Lineage: Eukaryota; Metazoa; Arthropoda; Insecta; Diptera; Drosophilidae.
AUGGCAAGUCAGUGGAUUAUCUUUACCUGCGCUCUGCUGGCAGCAAUUUCUAUUGCCUCGGCUGGAGAGAAAGACUCCCAGUUAGGGGACAGCACUCAAAAGUUGGAUCUACUUUUGGAGGCAAUCAACGAACUGGAGAGCCAGCGGGUGAAGGAAAAUACAAGCGACUGGAAGCUUAAAGAGGACUCUGCUAAACAGCGGCCCAAUAGCAAGAGAUUAAGAUGGAAUCGCAGGAGUAAUGGUAUUCCAGAGAAUCGAAGAUUCGCCGCCUAUUCAUCAUCGAUUUCGUAUCCACCAAAUCCCGAUUACAUCAAUGUGAAGGACUAUGAACCCACGCCAGCACCUUGGUGGUUCAACAUCAAUUAA